UCUUUAUUUCUCUGUGUGAGCAAGAAGAGAAGCAACAGAGUUUCCAUUACCAACAGUUCCAACUCCCGUGGAAGCUUCUCACUGUCUCUCCAUCGCAGAAGAAGAAGAAGAAGAAGAAGAAAGCCAUGUCAGACACUCAGUGCUGUGAGAACCCUCCGACACUGACCUCCACGAGUGUCGGAAUUGGAUGUGUCGCAGAGAUCGGAGGCUUGAAAGCUUACAUCACCGGCCCCCCUGAUUCCAAGCUAGCCGUCGUCCUCGUCUCCCACGUUUUCGGUUAUGAAGCACCAAAGCUGAGGAAGCUUGCGGACAAGGUGGCCUCUCACGGAUUCUAUGUGGUGGUUCCAGACUUCUUCUAUGGAGAUCCCUAUGUACCUGACAAUCCUGAGAGACCUAUUGCAGUCUGGAGACAAUCUCAUGGAACUGAUAAAGGAUUUGAAGAUGCCAUAAGAAUUGUUUCUGCACUGAGAAGUGAAGGUGUGUCUGCCAUUGGAGCUGCAGGAUUUUGCUGGGGUGCAAAGGUGGUUGUGGAACUAGGGAAGUCUGAUCACAUUCAAGCUGCAGUGCUGCUACACCCUUCACGAGUCACUGUGGAUGAUAUUAAGGAGGUCAAGGCUCCCAUUGCCGUAUUGGGCGCUGAGCACGACAAAAUGUCUCCACCAGAGCUGCUCAAGCAGUUCGAGGAGAUCUUAUCCGCUAAACCCGAGGUUGAUGGGUAUGUCAAGAUAUUUGCUGGGGUGGAGCAUGGUUGGACUGUGAGGUAUAAAGACGAAGAUGAAGUGGUGGUGAAGUCCGCUGAAGAAGCCCAUAAGGACAUGCUGGACUGGUUCACUAAGCACUUGAAGUGAAGAUGAACUUGGUCACCUCCUACUGCCUCUAC
Rhodamnia argentea is the source of this 880-nucleotide messenger RNA. Its product is annotated as endo-1,3;1,4-beta-D-glucanase-like. Gene Ontology annotation, molecular function: hydrolase activity. The coding region runs from base 126 to 848 and encodes 240 amino acids. The transcript has 7 exons. The record is from RefSeq and is a predicted model, not a curated record. NCBI's taxonomy places the organism in Eukaryota, Viridiplantae, Streptophyta, Magnoliopsida, Myrtales, Myrtaceae.